AUGCUUGUUGCAAUGCGUUCAAGAAAAAGAUUCGGCGAAACGGUAUCUGUGGAUGAUGCCAUAUUCUCGUGUGAUAUUGUCAAGGAGUUUUUUCGUAGACUCCAAAAUGCAAGUGUACCAGUGGGCGUACGUUCCAUGUUCGCCAAGGCCAUCCUGUCGUUUUACAAGUUCCUUCAAGGAAACAUAGGCACAGCUGCUGGAAGUGAUCGGAUUAAUGGGAUCCAGCAAGCAGUAGUACUUGCUGAGCGUGAAGUGAACAGAUUGAAAAAUGAGAACGAAAUGUUGAGCACAUUCGGUGGAAUUUCUGCUGAAAGAAGAUUGCAGGAGCUGGAGCGAUACUGUGCAGUGAGAGCAAUCGUGAAAUCGAAGCGCAUAGAUGAAAGAGUAGCAUAUAUGGUGCAAGCAUUCAAUGAAAACGGAUCCAUAAACCAUUAUGAUUACAACUAUGUGAUGGGUGCUAUCAUGGCGUAUUUGGUGCACUGCAACGCUGCACGAAACGAGCUUUGUUACAAGACUCGUUAUGGCAACAUGUGUGGAAGCAGCGAAGGAUGCAGCGGACUAGAACCGGUCGAACACCGACAUGUCUUGAGAUCGGAGCAAUGUUGGGUAGGAAAAUACCCCCUACCAAAGCACCACCAUAGGGUCCGAGAACCGACCAGCUGGAGCGGUGGCUACUUUGUUGUGGACGAGAAGUGUAAAAAAUGGCUUGAUUCCUAUGUGAAGCUGCGUGAAUACAUAUGCGGCCAAAGCAACAUCACGGACGCACAACACCCUUUGAAGCCGUUUUUCCUCCUCUACAACGGAGGCAGCAUGACGCCGGGAAGUGCACGACGUCUAGUGACCGAUUUCUUCAGCGUUUUAGGAUGUGGAAGUGUUGCAAUUAGUUGUAAUCUGACAAGGCGUAGUGUUGCUCGUAUGGAGUACGAGAAGUAUAUGGAAGAGAAGAUGAAAACCUUCGGGCCUAUUGCGGAUCCGCACAUCGCCAGGCUGCAGGCUCACCGGCAAAGGACACAGGAGGAGAUUUAUGUGGAACGAUAUCAAAAGUCCUGUGUGUAUGGGUAUGUGAAGUUGAGGGCGCUUGCUAAAGAAGAGUCCAAGAAGAAUGACACGAUCAAAGCGCGUGUCGCAGAAGUGAAGCGGACGGUGAAACCGUUGUCAUUCUACUUGACCGGCCCUGAAUUGGAGCAAGCACGGAAUGUGAUCAGAAUCGAUGAUGAGGAUACGUCUGAGUUUAGCGAAGAAAGCUUGAAUGAUGCUGUAGGCGAUUAUCGGGAUUUGGCUGGACUGAGUGAAUCAGAUGCUGACCAGCCUUCAACAUCCACAGGGUUGCGUGCCAGCAAGCGAAGAAGAUUGAGCGAGACAGGCGAUGACGCUUCUGGGACGCGAGCAGCGAGAGGACAGGAACAAGAAAGUCGUAGGAAACGCAGAAGUCCACGUCCAGUACGCGGCAGAACACCACCGGCUGAAGAACAAGAACGAGGACAAGGAGGAGAACAGGAAGCAAGAGGAGCAGAAGAUCGACCAGAGGAGCGAGAAGAAGAGCCGCAAGUUGAACUAGAAGUAGAAGAAAGAGAGAUAGAGCCAGAAGAACAACCUCCAGUUGAACCACAACUAGAAGAAAGAGAGAUAGAGCCAGAAGAACAACCGCCAGUUGAACCACAACUAGAAGAAAGAGAGAUAGAGCCAGAAGAACAACCGCCAGUUCAACCAGAAGUAGAAGAAAGAGAGAGAGUUCCAGAAGAAAGACCAGAAGAAGAGCCACAACUCACUGAACAGUUCAUAAGGGACGUGUUGAAGCGCGGUGCAGAGGCACGAGAAAAGUAUGAGAAGCAGUUGAAGAUUUUAAUGCGUGAGCGUUAUGCUUCACCACUGCCAGAUCCAGCAGAUCCCACGAAUGUCGUGAGGUACAUGCAAGAGCUGAACGACAAAACCUAUACAGGAGGACUGGGAUACUAUCGUAGUGAGUACGAGCAGCAGUGUUUCGAUCAACGACGCCUAGCUCAGCCGAUUCAGGACUUUCCUUGGCUCGAAGUGCGCGAUAUUCCUAGCAUCAAUGGACGAGGAAUAUUCGCUAAAACUCGCAUAUUGAAGGACCAAAUUGUUUGCGACUACAGGGGCUUAUUUUUGACUGUGGAAGCGCGAGACAGGAUGCUAGAGCAUAUGACCCAUGCAGAGUCGGAUUUGGUUGGCGACUAUGAAGUUAGCUACCUGGGCUAUAUAUACGAUCCCAAAGGCAAGGCAGCUCGACAGGCGCAGGAUUACUCAAUCCUUGCCCAUGAUCCCAUAUACAAGGGCGCUGUAGUACUGGGUCGUCUAUUCAACCACAGUCAAAAGCAUGCCAACCUCAAAUAUUGGAAACAUACUCGCUCGUUCUCGACCGAUCAGGGGAAACAGAGCGAGCACAUAGUCCUGUUCAAGGCCACACGAAACAUAGAAGUAAGCACUGUUCUCCUUUACCCACACUAUAACACUUGGUAA
Molecule: messenger RNA, 2478 nt
Organism: Cooperia oncophora
Lineage: Eukaryota; Metazoa; Nematoda; Chromadorea; Rhabditida; Trichostrongylidae
Source: the annotation of a GenBank genome assembly